GGGGCGCGGCGCCUGGCUUCAGAACAAUUUUUUCUGAAGCAAAAUAUCCUCUGCCACAUCAUCGGAAAGAAACUGUUGUUGUUGGUGAAGAAAACCAAAGGCUAAAUUGCUGUAUCUAGAACAAGAGGUGAAACCUAUUAAAAAUUUUCUGCAGUAAAGAGUGUAUUCCAUCCCUUCUCAACUUAAACUUGAUUUCAACAGCAACAUUAAAACUACUUGUUGAGACUUGUGCAUUUUGUUAUUUAAAAACGGAAUUCAAAGUGAAACUUUUUGAAAAGAUCAGUGGUUAUAUCUAAUAAAACAUACAGCUGUACUGCAAAUUAUACUGCAGCUUGAAAGAAACAGGAAUGAGCCAUUAUUCAAGGCCAUUUUGAUAGGAGAGUGAUAGGUUUUUCUGGAACACUGAGGAGUCUGCGACACCAAUCAUGCCUAAGAAGAUGAAAGGAGAGAAUUCAAAAGCAGCGGAGGCCAAGGCUAGGAAGGCCGAAGCCAAGGCUGUAGCGGCUUCACAGAAAGAGAAAGAGAUUGAAGAUGCUUACUGGAAAGAUGAUGAUAAACAUGUCAACCGGAAAAUGCAAAGAAAGGCUGGGAAAGAGCAGAAGCGACAGGAAGAACUUGCAAAAAAGCAAGAAAUGAAGAAACUUCUAGAAGAAGAAGAAAGUAAUAUCAAGGUCAAAACUCCGAGUGGAAAAGGAGGAUCAUCUAAGAUGACAAGAGCACAGGUUGAGGCCAAUAGAGAAAGGAUGGAACGAGAGAGAGCUGAAGCAGCUGCUGACACUAAGAAGCAGGUGUCUCACCUUGAUGCCCCAUUGGAAGAGAAUGUCAAUAUUAGGUUAGCUCAAGAUCAACAAGAUGGAGUUGUAUCAGCCAGGGAUGUUGGGGAAGCCAUCUCAGCUCUCAGUUUGAAGGAAGCAGAUCUUGAAAAGCACCCCGAGAAGCGUGCUAAAGCAGCGUAUGCAGCAUACGAGGAGACGCAGCUACCGAUCCUCAAGGCUGAGAAUCCUAAUCUGAGGCUGUCACAACUCAAACAGAUGCUGAAAAAAGACUGGAUGAAAUCACCAGAAAACCCUAUGAAUCAGAGAUUUCAGAAUUACAAUGCCAAGAAGUAGAUGAAACUAGGCUGCCAUCCAUAUGCUUUAAAGUUGCUUGGUAAUAUCGUAAGAGAUCCGUCAGCGCCGAAAGAUUCUGAGGUGGUAUUGAUUGGCGAAGCAGUCAGCCUGUUACAGAUGUUGGAUCCAAGUUUCAAUCUGAGCUAAAGUUGUCAUGCAGAGAAAUCAAAUAUAUUGUGAGAGUAUCUAGUCAAGAAUUAUGAUGCAAAGAAUGAAUUUGCACUCGAACUUUGUUAGGAUCGAGUUUGUUGGAUAUAGAUAUUUUAUCUCCAAGAUAUAUAUAAAAAAAGAAAGAUCAGAGAUGAAAUCUUUGUGACAACAUUUUUAUGUCAGAUGAUCUUUGAAGGUUGGUACGGUGAAACUGAUGAAGAGGUUUAGGGGUCACGAUGUGGUAACCCUGAAAAAUCCUGUUGGGUUUAGGAAUCCUAAAUCAAAAGCUAAUUAAAUGAUGAGAAAUGGAAUUUUACCAAACAAGAUGUGGAGAGGCUAAUCUCUUGCUUCAAGCUAUCUGCAUUUCAUUUCAAGAAAGAAUACCUUACUAAGUAUUUGACAUGUCUCAAUAUACACAAAGAUACAACUGAGCAAUUGUACAGCAUUUCUGGGAUACACUUUAUUCUGCGUUAUUAUUCUAAAAGAAAGACUUUAGAAAAUUUCAAGCACUGAUGAGUCAGUAGGUCACAAUAUAUUCCUUAAAAUUAUGGGCAUGCGCUAUUUCAUACAUUUCCUGCAGAAAGUGGUUGACCCAUUAAAUGUUUCUUUAGAAGGAACGGUAUAUAUUAUGUUUCAAUUACUUUUGAAAUAUUCAUAAUUUGGAUUGCAACAUCAACUUUGUUUGAGCUAAACAAAAUUAAAUAUGACUUCGUUUUAUUUACUUGUAGGUUAAUCAUUAAUUUGAAUGUUGAGGUUUAAACUAAACUACAAUAUUCGUUUUAUACAUUUCACUUGAAAUAAACAGAGAAAAGUACAUGUAUGGUAAAUUCAUUCCAGUUUAAGCAUGUAUCUGAAAAUUCUUUGUUAUCAGGACUGGAAUUCUCCCCUUCAUUUCAAUAUUCAAGGGUAAAUUACAAUACAUGAUUCCAGUUUCACUCUUAUUCAAUCAUGACAUUUUGUUAGGUUGAUUAAAAAUAAGCUUUUGAUAUUUAUUUAUGUGUUGAUUCUUAAUUAAAUUGUAAUGAAUUUUUUAUUAGAGAAGGGUUGAACACAGCACUAUAAUUGCCUAAAGAAGCAAGUGCUUUUAGUAUUGCACAUUUAUUCAGGCAACUCCGAAUUUAAAGCCAAGUGAAUUACACUACCCCAUGUGCUGUGCCAAAACAGAAGAGAGUAAGUUCCUUGUUAUACUUUUUUUUAAUGUUAGGUGCUACUGCUAUAAAAGCCUGUACAAUGUGCAUGUAAUGGGCAUUCAUGUGUAUGGAAUUUGACGUGAAGACUUGUAUUUUCUCUAUAAACCAAAUUUAAACAAAUUUUACGACCCUACAAUGGCAUCUUCCUUUUGGCAUUACAAGAUAGUACCAGACUAUCAGUAGUCUCUGCUAACAGUGAGGAAUGCACUCAUACUCAGCCUAUUU
Lytechinus variegatus (green sea urchin) is the source of this 2674-nucleotide messenger RNA. It is a transcript of the gene ccdc124, whose product is annotated as coiled-coil domain-containing protein 124-like. Gene Ontology annotation, biological process: transcription by RNA polymerase II. Gene Ontology annotation, cellular component: nucleus. The record is from RefSeq and is a predicted model, not a curated record. Gene Ontology annotation, molecular function: transcription coactivator activity. The transcript has 5 exons. Lineage: Eukaryota; Metazoa; Echinodermata; Echinoidea; Temnopleuroida; Toxopneustidae. Bases 426 to 1109 code for a protein of 227 amino acids.